Oikopleura dioica is the source of this 4776-nucleotide messenger RNA. The record is from the annotation of a GenBank genome assembly. NCBI's taxonomy places the organism in Eukaryota, Metazoa, Chordata, Appendicularia, Copelata, Oikopleuridae.
AUGACACACGAUAAUAAACACAGUCAAAAACAGACUCAGUGCACGACGAUUCGAUUCAUCGGAGAAAUUGAUGAGCCUGAUGACAUAUGCGAAUACGAACGAGUUAAUCUCUACAAAGACAUUAUUUGGAGCGGAAACGGACCACAUGUUGAUCCUGCUGGAACUUAUACUCCUCCUCUCCUUGCCAGCGACUGGUUUCGAUACAACGCGUCUCAAGAUCUUCUUAUGAGUCCUUCAACAAACAUCGAUGUCGAACUUCAAGUCACUGGAGAUUACGAUGUUUCUGACGUUGAAAACAUGUUUGACGGGGACGACUCAACUUGGUUUUCUUUUGAAGAGCCUUGUACAGAAGACUACCGACCAUACGAACUAACGUUUCGAUUCAUCGACGGAACUGUCGGGGAUGGAAACUGGUAUGAAGAUUUCGGAAGAGUCAUCUUCGAAAAAAUUGUUAUCAAAUUCAAUUACGAGAUCGUCUAUCUUCCGAAUUUCGACUCUGAACACCCGAUGAAUCAGCAUGUCGAUUUCAAGGGCUUUUCUCACAACUCUGUCAAAGCGUAUUAUAACAGUAUCGACUCGUGGACGAAUGUAUACGAAGAUGUACUGAUUUCAGAGCUUCUUCCGACAGAUGAUUUCUUCACUUUCGAGUUCAGACCCAAAGACUCAGCGAUAGUGACGAAUCAAAUCAAACUGGUCUUUGGAAACACGGCGAUAAAAGUUUCGGAAAUCUCUCUUUAUUGGAAAGAAUGCGCAAUGAUCCCCUUCCUCGCCGGUAAUUACAAAGUCGGAAGCGAGAUCAUACCCGGUAUCGACAAGGAAAUUUGUGCUCUCGAUGCGAAACCCACGAGUUUGUCAAAUUUCGGAUACGAGCGAGUUCUAUCCGGAGAAAUUAUUCUUCCAGGGCCUUAUGAUUUUGCCACAGAUGAUCAUCCAAAUAUGCAGUUUAAUUGGGCAGCGAUCAAGAAACUCAGUGGACAAAUUCUCUCAAUUUCUGAUGCUCAAGCCGCUUGUUCAAUCGACGGAAAGCAGCUCAUCUACCCUUGGAUGGAAUCACAAAAUCAAUGGUGGUCCGAUCGAAUUAACGAAGUCAUUGACACCGGCUCAGUUUCUGGUAUCUACGCAAUCGUUGGACUCGAAACGAUUUACAAAACAACGACAAAUGGCAUUUUCUUUCCGCCAGGUCUUCUCAAGCCGUUGAAACCGGGAAAUGCAAACAACGGAUUCGUUAAUUUCUGGGGUUCGAAAUCGAACACGGCUGCUCAAGCCGCGUUUCAGGAGCUCUCGAAUGGAAAUGCUUUUUACAUCGACCCAGCUACUGGAGACUGGGCUUUGAUGGAUCUUCAAAAUGAUGCUGCGUCGUAUAGUGAUUGGGAUACAGUCAUGUGCGUGUACAUUUCGGAUGUGAUUACCACAUGUUCCACCCCUCAAUACGACGGAAGGUACAUCUAUCUAAAAGCCAACGACAACAAUGGGGCGCCCAUUUACCGCUCCGAACAUCCCGCAAUCCUCGACACUUCCGAUUUGACGAGCAAGAGCUAUCUCUACAUCACCAAAACUGAUAAAGAUUCCGUUGUUGGAGAAUCAGAAGAUUUCUGGACCCUUUCGACUUCAACCGCAAUCGACUCCGAAUACUUCCUGAAAAUGACCAGCUCAUCAGAAUUCCCCUUCUACAACGCUGGCACUGAUGAAAAUGACACGAAGGUCAUCUGGGCCGGAUUUGACGAUUCUAAACUGGUCAUUGCCUCUGUUGACGACGGCUAUUGCGCAGAAGGCGAAAACUACUGUACAAACGGCGACUGCAUCAUCCGCUCUGGGAAACGCGUGUGUCUUUGCCUCCCAGGGUACACGUUAACUUCCAAGACCGUCUGUGAGGACUUUGACGAGUGCGCACUUCAAGCUGACAACUGUCCCUCAUCAAAAUCCUGCUUCAAUACCCCUGGCAGCUACUACUGUGCUGAGCCCUGCGAGUCGAACAAGCUCCUCAAAGUCAUCAAAGGAAAAUUCUCCGAUAAGGCCUGCCCAUCACGUUAUACAAUCAACGGCGAGGUCUUCCGGACUGUUGGAGAUGCGACGGAUAUGCUUGUCUAUCAAAGCGAGUCAUCGGACGAAUUCCUCUGCCGCACGGAUCGAGGUUGGAUUUCAGGGCCUUCGCCCAGCUGCGAUCACGCAAGUUGCCACACAAAGCUUUUUUCGCGCCAAAUCGACCGCUGCCCGGAUCAAAUCACGGCUUGGGAAACGAUCAACUUUCAAAAUAUUCAAGUCGAUGUUGAAGAAGUCGAAGCACCUGAUUGCUGGUGCGGUCCGUUUGGAAGCUAUUCUGCCGACCGAAUGGAAUGCGCCUGCGCGGAGGGCUUCUACCUGGACCGGAAUUACUGCCACCCCGAAGAAGUGUUAAACGUGCAGUCGAGUUAUGCCCCCGAAAUUAAUGGAUUUUAUAAAUUUAAAAAUUCGUUCGAAAAUGGACGCCCCCUUUAUCGCCACGUUGGAAGCGAUAAGGUUAUCAGAUAUAACCAGAAAUGGAUUGUCUCCAGCGGCGCCAAAAAUAUUAUUGAGUACUACGGAAAGGACAAAAGCCCCGUCACCGAAGAACGCGUCCUCCAAGUCGCCGUCCACAAAGAAAUCGACUACUGCUCAAGCGGCUUGGCCCCGUGCGCCGGCUCAUCGGACUACUUUUGCCUGAACAAGCUUGGCGGCUUCACGUGCGCGCCCAAGUUCCUCAGCUUUGAAGAUGGUGCUAGCUCUCCAUUGAGCCGCUACCGCAUCCGGAACAUGCAGUUGGUGGAGGGAGUGAGCUACGCUGGACAGAACGAGUACCCGGUGUACGGCGAUUUGGGAAAUAAAUUUGGAUCGGAGCGACUCUUCGUUGUCAAACACAACAUCAAGGACCAAUGGAAGCUCAUCGACGAAAACAUGUUUUCUUCUGACGACGCUCUGGCCAUUUUCUCCGUCCAGGGUUCAGAUUCUUCUUCCGUUCCAGUCGGAGAGACCCGGCUCAUUUGGCCCUCUGGAAAACCCUUCCGCCUCGAAAUUCCAACGAUCAGCGCGAGCGGAUUCGAAUCUCCAUGUCCACGAGAGACGCCGAUUUGUAAGUUUUCGGGUAAUGGAGGAUAUAACUGCUGCGAUCGGGUCAAGAACUGCCCGACUAGGGCUUGUGAUGCGGCGAAGGGAGAGAUUUUGAAAUCUGGACGAUGUGUUUGCAUGGAUAAAUUUGUCUCAACAGCAGAUGGUUGUAAGUAUGAAUCAUCAAGAAGAAGUGAAAUUCGACGGGUGACAACAACGACGACUACCACUGCUCCAACUCGAAAUUAUCGAUUUGGACCAAUGAUGCGCGCUGGAGGAUUUUACGAAACAACCAUGGAGACUGUUACUGCCCCUGUUGUCAGACUCAAGGCUGCAACCCCUCGACCGACAAUCUCAUCUGGCUGGGCUGCCAAUCCCUUUGAUUUCUGCUUUGGCGCAGGUUGCAAGAAACAGAAAACGGAAGAAAUCCCUAAUGUCCGAGUACGAGGAAAAUCUCCACCGACCAAAGCUCCAAGGACUUCGAGAAAGAGCACAACCCGAAAGCCGUCGUUCGAAAAUCAUCGUGAAUCUAUCAGAAGAGUUCUUCCUGGCUGGAACCCCGCGGCUGUUGAAGUUCAAAUGGAACGACAGGCGAUUGUAAAGAGCAUGAACUCUGAUGGACCGGCUACUAUUCGACAAUCCACUGAUCCGGAGAAGCAGAAGCUUCUUCCAGAGAACACCGACGACUUCGUCAUUCUUCCACCAGCAUCGACCGUCGAAGAGACAACGACAACAACAUCAACAACAACAACGACGACAACAACCACAACGACAACAUCGACAACAACAACAGAGGAAGAAACAAUAACAGAUUUCUCAACAACAACGGACUUCACAACAACAACAGAGGGAACAUCCACAACAACAGGAACGACCACCACAACUGCUACAUCCUCAACUCUAGAACUCGAGCAAACAACGACGUAUGGUUCCACUACCUCGAUUGGAACGACUACGACAACGAUGGAAUCAACAACCACGUUGGCAUCAACAACCGAAGCAGUGGAAAUCACAACAACAGUCAGCACGACAACUGCUUACACAACAACCACGAUGACCACAACUGAUUUCACCACUCUCGACACCACCACCAAGUAUGCCACUGUCGAGCCAGUCAAGGACAUCACAACAACCGUGCUUACAACGACAACUACUCUCGCCACAACGACUUCCGCUCAGAUCGCGGCGUAUUCUCAAUGGACAGAAUGGUCCGAAUGCACGGGCAAAUGCCCAAGCGGUGUGCAAACGCGAGCGCGACUCUGCGAAGGAGCACUUUGCAAGUUGCCAAUUGAAUCGGAACGGCGAUCGUGUGACAUUCUCGUUUGCGCCCAUCAGGAUGCUCUGAUGAAGGAUGCAUUGAGCGAGCAGGAUUACGAGUACGCAAUGAAUGCGAUCAAGGAAGAGAACCUCAAGCUGCUCCAGAUUAUUUUGUACAAUCACAACUUCGAACUCAUGGUCGUCGAUUUCAUGGCGCCCGGUGAAAAGACCAUUCCUCGAUUGCUCGAUAAUUUCUUCAAAAUCGAGUCGAUCAGAACCACAAGAAAGAUGUUGGAAGCUGAGUUAAUGGAGCCCCGACAAGUGCGCCUCAAAUCCGCUAGCUUCGAGCCAGAAAUCGUCGUCGAAGAAAACCAAGCUGAGAGAAUCAGAAAAAUCGAAGCCGACUACAUCAUCGGCAAAUUGCUGAAGAGCCAUUUAGCAAGCAAAGUCAAAAAGUAA